AUGAAAGUUCGUCCCUUCAAGGUGAAGCCGCAGCAAGAGCCCGAGCCCGAGCCAGAAUCUGAGACCCCGGGGUGGCGGCCGGCGGAAGGGACGCCAGAGGAGGGUGCUGGGCCCAGCGGGGAGGAGCCAGGCUCGGAGGAGGAGGCGGCGACUUUGGAGCCCCGGUCGCAGGAACCUGAGCUAGGUACCUCAGAAACCUCGGGGGCCUCAGUGCCCGGGCGAGGGCCCUGCCCGCGCCGCCUGCGCACCAACUGCCUGGAGGCGCCACUGUCCCGCGCCUUCGCGCACCUGGGCGGCGCCGUGGGCGAGCACCCCUGGGUCUUCCUGCUCCUUCCCGCGCUGCUCACUGCUGCACUGGGCACCGGCUUCCGGUACGUGGGCUCGGAGGAAGAGGACCUGGAGGAGAACUACACGCCGAUCGGGAGCCCAGCCAAGGACGAGCGGCACUUUGUACAGGAACAUUUCUCCACCAACGAUUCCUACAUCUUCUCACCCUCCAGGAUGAGCUCCGAAACCAACUUCGCCUCCAUUCUGGUGGUCUCCAAUGCCAACACACUGCUGGACCAGGAAUCCUUUGCAGAAGUUGAUAGUUUGGACCAAGCGGUGCAGACUGUCAGCGUGCAGGAAAACGGAACCCAGGUCCCAUACACGGAGGUGUGUGCCAAGUACCAGGGCCUCUGCGUGCCCUCCAACCCACUGCUGUACUCCUGGCAGCAGGACAGGACCUUCGACCUGACGAGGGUCAGCUUCCCUGUCCAUGAGCACACUGGCCGCACCAUCAGCCUGGUGGGCUUCUUCGGAGGGAAUACCUUGGGUAAGACGGUGGGAGGGAGUCGGUUACUGCUGGAGGCCAAAGCCUUGCGGCUGCUAUACUACCUGAAGACAGAGCGCAGGGAGGACAACGAGCGGAGCAGGAAGUGGCUGAUCCACUUUCUGAACCAGUUUAAAGACAUUAAGAAGAGGCUGGCCUUGAAGAAGGUCCAGGUGUUCCACUUUACAUCACUUUCCCGACAACUGGAAUUUGAGGUGACAUCUAAAACAGUCAUCCCUUUGUUUCACUUGGCAUACCUUCUGGUCAUACUGUUUGCAGUCACAUCAUGCUUCAGAUUGGACUGUAUACGAAGCAAAGUAUUGGUUGCAGUCUUUGGAGUGUCUUCUGCUGUUUUGGCAGUGGUAAGCAGCUUUGGUCUGAUGCUGCACAUUGGAGUACCAUUUGUGAUCAUAGUUAAAAAUUCACCAUUUCUCAUUCUAGGUGUUGGUGUUGAUGACAUGUUCAUUAUGAUUUCUGCCUGGCAGAAGACAAGCCUCAUGGACAGCAUAAGAAAGCGAAUGUCCAAGGUCUAUGCACAUGUAGCAGUGUCCAUCACAAUCACCACCACCACCAACGUCCUGGCCUUCUACACAGGGAUCAUGAGCUCUUUCAGAUCCAUACAGUACUUUUGCAUUUACACCGGAACAACCCUGCUUUUUUGCUAUUUUUAUAGCAUCACCUGGUUUGGAGCGGUUAUGGCCCUGGAUGGUAAAAGAGAAGUAGUCUGCCUACAGUGGUUGAAAAGGCCAGGCCAGAAAUGGUCCUCAUUAAAAAAGGCCUGCUGCCUCCCCUUUGGUUCUGUCCCAGAUGAACGGGAAACUGAUGUCCAUCCAAUGAAUGUGUUCUUUAGAGACUAUUUUGGUCCUUUUCUUACACGCACCAAGACCAAGUUUUUCAUAGUGCUGACAUACAUUUUGUACAUGACAAGUAGUAUAUAUGGGUGUUUACAAGUGCAGGAAGGCUUGGACCUUCGAAAUCUGGCUGGUGAUGAUUCCUAUAUCACACCAUAUUUUGAUACCGAGGAAGAUUAUUUUUCCGAUUAUGGUCCCAGGGUUAUGGUUGUUAUUACUGAAAAUGUUAAAUACUGGGAUGAAGAUGUAAGGCAAACACUGGAAAAAUGUAUGAUGAAUUUUGAAGAUAAUAAAUAUGUAGAUAAAAAUGUUACAGAGUUUUGGCUACAAACGUAUGUGCAAUAUAUGAAAAAUAACACUCAAGAUCUUAAUGAUAAGAAUUCUUUUAUAGAUAAUAUUUCUGCAUUUUUAAAUACUUUUCCAAAUUUUAUGUAUGAUAUUAAUAUUUCUUCAUCAAAUGAAAUCAUUUCUUCCAGGGGCUUCAUUCAGACUAGAGAUGUCGCUUACACAAUCAGUAAGAAGUUCAUGUUACAACAGUUAAGAGGUAUAGCCAAAAAAUGUGAGGUCCCCCUGCUUGUGUAUAACCAUGCCUUCAUAUAUUUUGACCAAUAUGGGGCAAUACUGGAAAACACUUUGCGCAAUGUCAUUGUUGCAUCAGCAGCUAUGUUCCUGGUCUCCUUGGUGCUCAUCCCUCACCCAAUGUGUGCCUUGUGGGUGACAUUUGCUAUUGCUUCUGUGAUUGUGGGAGUGACAGGUUUCAUGGCAUUCUGGAAUGUUAAUCUCGAUUCUAUAUCCAUGAUUAACCUUGUCAUUUGUAUAGGGUUUUCCUUCGAUUUUUCUGCACACAUUUCCUAUGCCUUUGUUUCCAGUUCUGAGCCCUCAGCAAAUGGAAAGGCAAUUGAGGCCUUGCAUCUCUUGGGCUACCCAGUGUUACAGAGUGCAACUUCAACAAUAAUAGGGGUGUGCAUUUUAGCUGCAGCCCAAGCAUACAUUUUCAGGACAUUUUUUAAGGUUAUGUUUCUUGUAAUGGUAUUUGGGGCUGCCCAUGGUCUCAUUUUUAUUCCAGUAUUCUUAACCUUUACCUGAAGGUCUGUUUGAGAAGCCACUGAAAAAAAGACCAGUUAUAGAAUUCCUGUCCAAUCUGAUUUUUUUAAAUACACAAUUAAGAAAAGUUGAUAAACUUUAA
This is a messenger RNA of Fukomys damarensis (Damara mole-rat), 2848 nucleotides long. It is a transcript of the gene Ptchd3, whose product is annotated as patched domain containing 3. NCBI's taxonomy places the organism in Eukaryota, Metazoa, Chordata, Mammalia, Rodentia, Bathyergidae. The coding region runs from base 1 to 2748 and encodes 915 amino acids. The record is from RefSeq and is a predicted model, not a curated record. The transcript has 4 exons. Gene Ontology annotation, cellular component: membrane.